Doryrhamphus excisus (bluestripe pipefish) is the source of this 1072-nucleotide messenger RNA. RefSeq names its product peptidylprolyl isomerase E (cyclophilin E) (gene ppie). Gene Ontology annotation, cellular component: cytoplasm; mitochondrion. Lineage: Eukaryota; Metazoa; Chordata; Actinopteri; Syngnathiformes; Syngnathidae. Gene Ontology annotation, biological process: protein peptidyl-prolyl isomerization; protein folding. The record is from RefSeq and is a predicted model, not a curated record. Gene Ontology annotation, molecular function: cyclosporin A binding; peptidyl-prolyl cis-trans isomerase activity; RNA binding.
UUAAAGUUGAAAGGUCAUUUAAUCAUGGCGGCAAGCAAGCGAGUGUUGUAUGUUGGUGGGUUGGCAGAGGAAGUGGACGAGAAAGUGUUGCAUGCUGCUUUUAUCCCGUUUGGAGAUAUCACAGACAUUCAAAUACCACUCGACUAUGAGACAGAAAAGCACAGAGGAUUUGCAUUUGUUGAAUUUGAGUUGGCAGAGGAUGCUGCAGCGGCUAUUGAUAACAUGAAUGAAUCUGAGCUUUUUGGAAGGACUGUCCGUGUCAACAUUGCCAAGCCAAUGAGAAUCAAAGAAGGAUCCUCUCGACCAGUGUGGUCGGAUGAUGACUGGUUGAAGAAGUUCUCAGGGAAAACUGCAGAAGAAGUCGAGGGGGAGGCUACAGGAGCAACAGCUAAAACUGUUGCACAAGAGGCUGAGCCUCCUGCGAAAAAGGGCAGAGUCAAUCCACAGGUCUACAUGGACAUCAAGAUUGGCAACAAGCCUGCGGGGAGACUUCGCUUCCUCCUUCGGGCUGACAUCGUUCCCAUGACAGCAGAAAACUUCCGCUGCUUAUGCACCCAUGAAAAAGGAUUUGGCUACAAAGGGAGUAGCUUUCAUCGCAUCAUCCCACAGUUCAUGUGCCAAGGCGGUGACUUCACCAACCACAACGGCACUGGUGGCAAGUCCAUUUACGGUCGGAAGUUUGAUGAUGAAAACUUUAUCCUCAAACACACUGCUCCAGGGCAACUCUCCAUGGCCAACUCGGGGUCAAACACCAACGGUUCCCAGUUCUUCAUCACCAAUGACAAAACAGACUGGCUGGACGGCAAACACGUGGUGUUUGGAGAACUGGUGGAGGGGAUGGAUGUGCUUCGAGCGAUGGAGGCUCAAGGAUCAAAAGAUGGGAAGACAAAGCAGAAAGUGAUGAUCUCUGACUGUGGAGAACUUGUUUAAAUGCUAUACAUUUGAAUGAAUUUUGUGUCCGUAUGUCUUGAGAGAAUAUUCAUCCUUUUACUUCACUUUCACUUUGAAACAAAAUCAUUUGCAAUGUAAAUAACUUUCUUUCUUUUUUAAUAAACUACAACAGUUGGACAGA